This is a messenger RNA of Aricia agestis (brown argus), 3988 nucleotides long. RefSeq lists its product as uncharacterized. Bases 29 to 3838 code for a protein of 1269 amino acids. Gene Ontology annotation, cellular component: cytosol. Gene Ontology annotation, molecular function: aldose reductase (NADPH) activity. The record is from RefSeq and is a predicted model, not a curated record. The transcript has 13 exons. Lineage: Eukaryota; Metazoa; Arthropoda; Insecta; Lepidoptera; Lycaenidae.
UGUUUAUCUACUUUCGAUAAACAAAUGAAUGGCAGACAUCGGCCACAGUCGACUUCUGAAAUUCUUUACAAACCCAAAAAUGGCAGACUCCAUCAACGAAUCUAACGGAAUAACAUCUGCGGUACCAGGCGAGCAGAGGAUCCGAGAGGAUGAGCCAGGCGCUGUGGCCACCAAGGAGGACUUCACUCUGUCACCUGUCAUCACUGUCACCAAGAAGGAGGCGUCCUUCGCCAAGGGAGACCUGAAGCUGCAGCAGGUGACAGUGACGGAAGACAUCUCGGACACCGCCACGAUUGCCGAAGAUUCCAAUUUAGAAAGUAUAGAUUCUACACAAUCGGAAGAGUCUAUAAGUUCGGACGCAAGAGACAUCAACAGCGAAACAGGGGAGGAAGUUAAAAAAGUUUCCAAAAUACCAAGGCUACGAUUUAGAGCAGCAGUCAAUAAAAUAAGAAGUGAACAGAAAAAUGAAGAUAACAUUAAAAGAAAGGAGAUGUCUACUGCCGCAAACAGAAGAAGAUCGUCUAUACCAAGGCUAAAAGGGAACAAAACUCCGCCACCAAAAGAAGAAACAGAAAAGAAAAGAGAGAGCAUCAACUUCGAUGAUUUAAUUUCUAAUGUCACAGAAGACGAUUUUGAUAAAAUUUAUGAAGAAAUAGUUGAAAACCCCAAUGUUCGAGAUGAGUCUGAAAGUAUAAUUGAAAAUAAAGAUCCUGCAGUUGUAGAAACAAAGUUUGACGAACUAAUUCACGCUUACGAUAGUAAUAAAAUACAGCCACUUAAAAUAGACAAAACAAAAAGUAAGAUACCGUUAUUAAAGCGUAAAAGUGAACAUGACAUUGAAAUCGAUAAAACAGUUAGAAAAGAAUUGCAAAGAAAAAGUAGCUUGGGAAGAAUUCCGAUCAGUAACUCGUUUGCUUGUAAAACGAAAUUAUCACAAACAUCACAAUCUAACAAUAUCGAUAAUUCGUUACCAAAAGAGAACACAAAAGCUACUCAAUCCGAACAUAUUCCUAAUAACAAUUUAGAAAGUGAUAUUCAUCCUAAGGUGACCGCUCAAAUACCAUUAAGUGAAAAUAAAUACACUAAAAUAUCGUCAAUUGUUUUAAACAAACAACCAAUACGUAUAAAUUCUGCAGAAACUACUAAACCACAGCACACACAUGAGCACACUGAGGAUAAAAUUAAUGACGCUGAAUUUAUAUUGUCAAAAUUGGAAACUAUAUCAGCUACGGAAGCUGAAAUUAUCGAGCAAAAACCCUCGUCACCGCACUUAGAAGAUUCAAUUGAAGUAAAGGAAAUAGUGAAACUGGAAAAUGAAAUUAAUAUAACACAUAAAGAGGGAACAGACACUAAAAUUGAAGAUGCUGCAAUUGAGGAUGAUAAUAUUAAUAAAAUAAAUAAAAGUGGUAAACAUGAAGACACUGUUGAAAAAACACCAGCAGGAAUAAGAGCUGAUUAUAAUAAUGAUUCCAACAGUAUUUCAAAUGAGACUAACAAAGUAGAAUCAAAGUCGUUGGAGGCUGAAGUCAUACAUGACAUUGAACCUGAAAUUAAUAAUAAUACUAAAAAUGUAUCCAAAGAUUAUUCAAUAAAAGAUUAUAAUUUAAUAAACCCUCCGAUAGUAAAUGAAUCUGAAGUAGUUAUUAAAUAUAAGCCAGAAGUUAGAGAAGUUGAAGUGGAGAAAGAACAUUAUCUUAUAAAUACAGGCACCGAUACAGGCACCGAAAACAGAAAAUUCAAUUCAAAUGUAUCUUUGACGAGCAAGCCAGCUAAAUACAAAACGAUUACUGCAUCUCAAACUGUUGAAGAUACUAACGAGGAGGAUAUCAUAAUUCUCAAAGGCAAGGUACACAGAGUCAUAAGUAGGUUAGAUUCUGUUGAACCUAAACAAAAGAAGAAACCAGUUGACGACUUACCUAAGCAAUCGGUAAAAUCUAAAAUAUCAUUAUUUGAAUCUAAUGAUCCUACACCGGUCUAUAUUAAAAAUGUACCGACUAAAUCUAAAUUUGUACACCCUAAGGAUGAUAAGCCUAAAGUAAUUGAAGGUAUUUUGAAAUAUUCAAAUAAGGUGGACUAUUUUAAGGAAUUAAAUAAAAGAAAGAUAUCUGCAAAUCUAGAAAACAACAUACCUACUGAUCGAGUUAAAAUAGCUUACGGGCUGAAGGACGAAUUAGCUCGUUGGGAAAAAAACAAUACUAAAGACAUGCUACAUACACUUAAUGCUGACAAACAUGUUUCAAAUGAACUAGCCUCAGAAAGUCAUAAAAAUAAUGAUGAAGAAAUCGAUAAAAAAGUAAACAACAUACCUACUGAUCGAGUUAAAAUAGCUUACGGGCUGAAAGACGAAUUAGCUCGUUGGGAAAAGAACAAUACUAAAGACAUGCUUCAUACACUUAAUGCUGACAAACAUGUUUCAAAUGAACUAGCCUCAGAAAAUCAUGAAAAUAAUGAUGAAGAAAUCGAUAAAAAAGUAAUUCCAGCUGUGGAAGACGAUGUGUUUGCAAAGAAAUCUGCUGAUAUUAUAAACUCUUACAAACUGAGCCAACUGAAAAAGAAUAUAAAUGUCGAUUCCGAGAUGAAGAGAGCAAAGUCUUUGGCAGAGCUUGACCUGGGAGAUGCUGUGAAUGGGAAAGUAAAGAAAAUGAUAUACAGAAUGAAGUCUGUGGACAAAAUAGAACAUAGGAAAGAAAUUAUUAACUCACGAGAGAGACCAAGAAAAGGAUCUGUGUCGGAGAGAAUUGCUUUGUUCGAGGGUCGGGUGAUCCCCAAGGGCGAGCCGCUGAAGAUGUCCCUGCACGAGAUAGUCAGCUCGGCCCCGGCCCGCGACUCCGGCGACCACAGCGCCCGGCUGGCGGAGCUGGCCGCCGCCGCCGCCAAGUACGGCACCUUCCCCAACAUGAGCUAUGUCGAGGUGGGCGGCGUGGACGUGCCCGCGCUCUGGGUCGGCACUGCCAUGAUAGAGAGCGGCGUGACGAAGGAGCUGAUCAAGGCUGCGAUAGAUCUGGGCUACCGCGCCUUCGACACCGCCUACAUCUACGGCACCGAGCGAGACGUCGGUGACGCCAUACGGGAGAAGAUCGCCGAUGGAACUGUCAAGAGAGAAGACCUCUUCGUAGCAGGCAAGUUAUGGAGCACGUUCCACCGCACGGACCUGGUGGAGCAGGCCUGCCGGGAGUCGCUGGACAAGCUUGGCCUUGACUACUUCGACCUCUACAUGAUACACAACCCCAUGUCAUUCAAGGAGGGUGGCGACCCCAUCCCCAUGAUAGCCAACGUGGUCCAGUACUCGGAGCACGACUACCUGGACGCGUGGUACGGCAUAGAGGACGCGGUGAAGAAGGGUCUGGUCCGCAUGGCUGGCGUGAGCAACUUCAACACCAAGCAGAUACAGAGGAUACUCGACAAGGGCAAGAUCAGACCCGUCGUCAAUCAGGUGGAGAGCCACCCGUACCUGACCCAGCUGGGCUUGGAGAGCUUCUGCUCGGAGCACAACAUCAGGCUCAGCGUGUUCGGCACCCUAGGGUCGAAAGGCACGCCGGCGCCCUACAAGAGUGACCUGGCGCCGGCCAUCGACGACCCCCUCGUCAUCACCAUGGCUGCCGGCCUGGGUAUCACGCCCGCACAGCUCCUUAUUAGCUACCAGGUGUCGCAGGGGCGCGCGGUGGUGGUGAAGUGUUCGAGCGGGGCGCGGCUGUGGGAGAACCUGCAGGCGCUGGCGACGCCACUGCGGCCGGACCACGUGCGCGCGCUCCACAACCUCAACAGGAACCAGAGGACGUUCACCUUCAAAGGCAUGGGCGCCACACACAAGAACUACCCGUUCACAGAGUUAAUAUGAACAACCGAUGAAUGGAUUACGGGGUGAUGUGCAGCUUCCAAGCAGCUGCUCUACACAACAGUAAUUACCAAGAUUCUAGUAUUAUUUACUAUUUAUAUUUUAAUAAUAAGAAUAAUUAUUGUUUUAUAAGCUGACUAAUGACAAUUUACA